This is a messenger RNA of Drosophila bipectinata, 1061 nucleotides long. RefSeq lists its product as uncharacterized. NCBI's taxonomy places the organism in Eukaryota, Metazoa, Arthropoda, Insecta, Diptera, Drosophilidae. The record is from RefSeq and is a predicted model, not a curated record.
UGUUUUUGACAUUCCAGUUGAUCAGUGCCAGCCGAACGGUCGGUAGAAAGAAGCGCGACGCGAUCCCAGAGAAAUUGAAGCCACUGCAAGUGCGAGUGUGUGUGCGUGCCCUGCAUAGACUUAAAAUAUAUAAAAAUGAAAGCUUUCAUCGUCGCCGGUGUGUGUGUUUUAAGCCUGCUUAGCCUCGGCUCGGCCCAGUUCCAGAAUGGGCGAUUGGAGCCACCAAACCCGCAGCUCUGCGCCCAGCGUAUUAUCCACGAGAAGACACCCGAUGGCAAAGGAUACUUUUUCUCGUGGCGCGACCCUCAACUGAAGGGCGUGGAGGAGGACUGGCUGACCGCUAGGAACUACUGCCGUAGGCGGUGCAUGGACUCUGUCUCCCUGGAGACCAGCCUGGAGAACGAGUGGAUCAAGCAGCGCGUUGUUGGCGAGAAUGUGAAAUAUAUCUGGACCAGUGGCCGCUUGUGUGACUUCAAGGGCUGCGAUCGCCCAGACCUCCAGCCCACCAACGUCAACGGUUGGUUCUGGACCGCCACCCUCCAGAAACUGGCCCCAACCACGGAGCGCUCCCAGGGUGACUGGUCUCCCACCGGUGGAAUCGGCCUGCCUCAGCCUGACAACCGUGAAUUCAAGCAGAACGGUGCCCCCGAAAACUGCCUGGCCCUGCUGAACCAGUUCUACAACGACGGUGUCAACUGGCACGAUGUAGCCUGCCACCACAAGAAGUCCUUCGUCUGCGAGGAGAACGACGCCCUCCUGAAGUACGUCCGCUACACAAAUCCCAACCUGCGCAUUUAAAUAGCCUGGAAACCGGGCGAGUAGAGCAGCGGCUCUCCAACUAAAACCAAAAAUGAUAUUCUCUAAAUGGAAGCAGCGGACGAUGCUCCUGAUGUCCUUGCUAGUUACUUUAUAACGCAAGACUUAUGAUCCCUGUCCUGGUAACACAUUUUCCUUUCACUGUGCUCUAUUCUGUCCCAUCAAAUAGUUUAAUUUUUAAUUUUGUAUUAAUUUAUGAUUUUCCCUAAUUAUAAUAAAACAUCCGAAACGACUUUUAAAAUGUA